AUGGAAGACGAAGCAGGAGAGCCCAAGGCACGCAAAGCCUGCAUCAACUGUCGCAGGCAAAAGAUGAAGUGCAGGAUCGACUCGGGCAGCACGUGCCGCCGCUGUGAGCGCGCCGGGCUUCCCUGCAUCUUUGUGCCCAGGGCGAAUGCCUCUGCGGUCAUGGUGCCGGCCUCGAUGCCGCUGGCCGAGAUGGCCUCGUACGACGUGACGCGCGAUAUUUUACGGCGCGUCAAGGUGAUUGAGGACCACCUCGGGCUUGCUGGCGCGGAGAGGGCCGACGAGCUCAGCGCGAAACCACUGCUGGCCACGCCGACGAGUCAGGAUGCGCCCGUCCAGCCGGACAGCUCGGGCGAGGGCCAGCUCCAGCGACUGUGGGAUGCGGUGGCGAGUCUCGAGCGGUGCACGACUGGGCCUCGCGACGCGGUGCUUUGGAAUCAGAAUAUCAUACGGUACCUGUGGCAGACAUUUCAUGACAAGAUGCCUGGGCUUCAUUUCCUGCCCGACAAGCAAAUCUUUUCAGCACCGCAACCCCUGCUGCUGGCAUCCAUGCUCUACUGCUCGAGCAUCCGAGGAUCUGCUGAGCAUGCAGCGCUCGCGCCAGGCUACUUUAAAGUGCUGAGUUGCGCCAUUUCGCAACUGAGCAUACCAGGCAGCGAGCUCGCCAUCCCGUUUGGCAAUCCUGCCACUUCCGAGACCAUUGCCUUUCACUCCGUGCUCGGCCUGGUGCUCGCGAGCCUGCUCAACGAAGCCAAAGUGCGCGAAACCGGGCUCUGGAUAUCCACCGCCUACAACUUGAUCCUCGAGCACUGCCCGUCGCAGAUUGACGAAGACGUCUUUGACUGGCCCAAGAUUCUCAAGGGCGUGCAGAUUGUCGACUUGGAGCACGCAUCGUUGCAUCUGACGUGUCCCGUGGUGCCUAUCGAACCGCCCUUUGCGGCGCUGCAGAUUCCGCACCACGAUCCUCUCUAUCGGCUGUCGCGGAUGAUGCACACGGGUCUGUCGCGGUUCUGCGGCCGCGGCCUGCCCACCAUCUGGUCGUGCAUCACGCGCAACACCAGCACGAGCGCACCCCCGUGCAUCCCCUUUACGCCGAUUGAUGCCGCAGUCAUCAGAGACUGGGCGCGAAAUCUGGACGACUGGCUCGUCGAGUUUGCCAAGACUGGGAAUAUCACUGAUGAGCAGCGUACGCCCGUCUUUCGCCAACACGCGCUGCACCGCCUCGUGGUGCUCUCCAUCUACCACCCAGCUCGUGGCUGUAACCUGCAGUCGAAUAGCAUCACGUUGCAUGAACAGCACGAGCUGCUAGUCUCUGCCAGGGCGACGCUGAAGCUUCACCUCAACGACAAGUCAAUAUGGUCCAACUGGGAUCUAGUCAUGAUUACCUGGGCAGCCCUCAUCGUUUUGCAAGGCGUGGAAGCCGGUGCAGGAGAGCAGGAUGAUUUUCAAAACAUACGCAUACACAUGGAGUUAUUGCGCGAUACAAACGAGCCGAAGCCCUGCUUGCGCGAAAAGCUGGCCGCACGACUUGAGCAGCAGCUGGAUUCUCUUCGUACACCGAGUCCUUCUACGGCGACCCAAGUUCCACUAGACAUGGGCCAAGGCUUGGACUAUUCGUGGCAAUUGUUUGAUCCGGCAAUUAUUGAGCAGGUUAUGGAUCCUUUUUGGAUGCGUUGA
Messenger RNA from Beauveria bassiana ARSEF 2860, 1674 nucleotides. RefSeq lists its product as uncharacterized. The record is from RefSeq and is a predicted model, not a curated record. Gene Ontology annotation, biological process: regulation of DNA-templated transcription. The coding region runs from base 1 to 1674 and encodes 557 amino acids. The transcript is spliced from 4 exons. NCBI's taxonomy places the organism in Eukaryota, Fungi, Ascomycota, Sordariomycetes, Hypocreales, Cordycipitaceae. Gene Ontology annotation, molecular function: zinc ion binding; DNA-binding transcription factor activity, RNA polymerase II-specific.